This is a messenger RNA of Tuber aestivum (summer truffle), 2819 nucleotides long. The record is from the annotation of a GenBank genome assembly. NCBI's taxonomy places the organism in Eukaryota, Fungi, Ascomycota, Pezizomycetes, Pezizales, Tuberaceae.
GCUGCUGCCUGCUUCCUGCUACACUUGCUGCGUCUCGUGGAAUAAUCUCUCUCGCCUGGAUUAAUUCCCGGGCAAGCGCUUCUCCAUUUCUAUUGUCGUGAAAGAGGGAAGGGCACGUGGAAUAAAAUAGUCUCGAAGGCAGGACAAUUCCUAACGGAUCCGGACUACGUACCGCACUUCUCGACCGCAUACCGGUACACACACACCGUCGUUCUUUCUCUGCUUUCUCCGCUCUUUCCCGUCGUUUCGAAACGUACUUUGUCUUCCACUUAUACGCUCUCUCCAAAGUUCACACCAAUCCACUCAACCGCCCUCACUCCUCCCCCUCCUCUAGCACCCAGCAAAUCGCCUACUCCUUCUCAGCCAGUCCGCGUCAGCAAGGGCCCACAAUCCCGCAAUGUCGCUCGUACAGCCCCCUGUUCCAAGUGCGUUAUCUUCCCCCGAAUCCCGCCUUUUUUGUGCUGCACCUAUUAUCCUUGAUUUUUGUUUCUUGAUCCUGGAUAUGCUAACUUAUGCGUCCCUUUCCCCAAUUUCAACAUAUCAGAUCGACGGCUAUCCCCUUCCAUUGAGCUUGGGACAAAUAAUCCCUUCCGCCGCAGGCUCUCAAAUACUCCCUCUUCUCCCGCUUCUGCCACCAACGAACGAUUCUCCUUCGCAUCUACUGGUGGCAGGCCACAAUCCCGCAACCCUUUUCUUGACGUCUUCGAAGACGAUUUCUACGCCAUCGACCGCCCUUCCACUGCCCACAAGGCCAAUUCCUUCGACUCCUCCUCCGUAUUGCGGCCACAAUUCUCGGGUGCUGCUGCAGAGCUCUUUGUACGUCGUCCUCCCUUGGCCUGUACCCCACAAAACGGACUCGAUGCUAAUAAAUGUGCUCGCUUAGGAAAACCUGACCAUUACCGACCAUUCCGGAGAUACCAACAUGAACAAUAUGCGUGGUCGAUCCAAUGACAGGGAUAAUAUGCCACCACCCCCCUAUCGGCCACAACAGAGCCACGGGCAGUUGUCAAAUGGACACCACCAUUCGAGAUCGUCGGAUGAGAAAGGCGCUCAAUUAAUUCCCAUCGAGUCGACGCCCAGGAACCCACCCCCGAGACAGCGGCCCCCUCCUAACAGUCGUCCUAUUGCCGAUAGGCCCCGAGAUAUGGAUCGUGAACCCAGAAGACGGCCCAGAAGGAAUUCAGACUCGUCAGUAAUGGAGGUGCAUGAGGCUGAGCAGAAAGAUAGGGAAAGACGCGAACGUCGUCACCGCGAACAACGCUCUCGUGGCCAUGGAUCCGGGCACGGAUCAGGCCGUAAAGACAGGGAUGAUCGUGUCCGGCGGGAUAGGGACCGCAAGAAGAAUGGGGCGCCUCUGGAUGUCAUUGAUAAGCUAGAUGUUACCGGCGUUUACGGCACUGGGCGUAAGUUCCUCACGAUUCUAGCUCUACCUGCGACCACAAUCUCACAUCACAUAUUCUAGUAUUCCAUCAUGACGGCCCGUACGAUGCCUGCAAUCCACAUCGUAAUGCGAAGAACUCUAGAAGGCUCGCACCUGUUCACGCAUUCCCUGCCGAUUCCGCCAACAAUGCCCUUUCCGGGUUUGGCCCAGUAAAUGCCAAGGCUGAUCAUUCCCACGUCUUUGGAAAUAGAGAUCCGGAGGCUUUUCAUGAUUUCACGGCUUCCGGAAGACGCCCUUCCGCUCCUGGUGAAUUGGGAUCCACCAAAGCUGUCGGCGCCUUUGAUCCGAAGAAAAAUGUAGAUAUUGUCCAUGGAGAUGAAACACCAGGCCUGGGCACAUCUACUUUUCUGGACGGCACGCUGGCGUCGAGAGCAGCUGUACAGAAGUCGGAAUCGGCAGAUGACCGACCUAGGUCACCGAACGGGAUGAGCAAUGGUGGUGGCUUGCAACGGAAGAAAUCGUUGGCUCAAAAGAUUAGAUCUAUUCAAAACAGGACUACGGAUGGACCCAUUCAAUCGCACCGCCGUCCUCCCCCUCCUCCUAAUAGGUCUCCCACUGAUGGGCCGUAUUCUCCUUCAACUCCGGUAGGAAGUUCUUCUCAUAACAACAACAAUCCAUUCUUUAGCGAUUACGAUGGAGCUUAUGAUAGAAAGGGUGAAACCAUCUCCAUGUCGGAGAGGAGGCCACCCGGGUCCCCAGGGAGGCCCUCCCUUGGGAGAAAUCAGACCGGCGAUGGAAAACCAGGCGAGAACGGCGGCCUCCUGAACCGUGUGAGAAGCUUGUCUAAGCCGAAGAGGCGUAAUGAGUGAUUCCGACAUCGACUAGCUAUACUAGGAAGCUGAAGUAGGUUUGGGAUCAGGGCCAAUGGAGUGUGAUGGUUCAUAUGUGUGAUGGUUCUCGGUGGCAUUUCGAGCGGCGUAACAUUGGCUGCCGAAUUGUCCUUUCUUCUUCUUUUCAUUGUUUUUAAUGUCUACCAUUGCAUUCGUUCGUUUACCCUCCAAACUUACAUCAUUGUUCUCUUUUACUCCCUCCAGCGCAAUUUUUUUCUCCUUUUCUCCUUUUUCUUUCGUAACACAUCCGUAUUUGCAUCCUAAAAUACCAUUGUUUGUGUUCAUUCUGUAAGGGUCGGUAUAAAAUCCCCGUGGAGAGCAAAGGCUGAGAAAUUCUUUAAAUUAUGGAGUUAUAAUUGCCCCAUUGUUUCUUCUACUUUAAAUCCCGCUGAACCCAUCAUAUCAUCCGUGGGGUUAUGCUUUUUCUUUUCUUAUAGUUAUCGGGCGCGGGCGGCUGGAGUGGGUCGAAAUCAUAUGAAGAUCUGGAGAUAUUUUCGAUAGGCAAGGAGGGUGUUUCCAAUUUACUAUUGAUAUCAUAUAUCAACCCG